This is a messenger RNA of Folsomia candida, 1014 nucleotides long. Its product is annotated as respirasome Complex Assembly Factor 1. Lineage: Eukaryota; Metazoa; Arthropoda; Collembola; Entomobryomorpha; Isotomidae. Gene Ontology annotation, biological process: mitochondrial respirasome assembly. The transcript is spliced from 4 exons. The record is from RefSeq and is a predicted model, not a curated record. Bases 149 to 532 code for a protein of 127 amino acids.
GGACAAAAUGAGAAACCCCGUCAGAUCCAACACCGCACACACACCACGACUCAACCGUGUCACUUUCACUUCUUUCUUUAUCGGCUCAGGGAAUAUUUCAUUCUUGUUGCAAAGAUUUGUGAAGCCUUUAAUUUUUCUGUGACUAAUCAUGGGAGGGACGAAAGCAGAUCCAGCGACGACCUCAUUCUCUUGGUCAAAAGUGUUCACAAGGCAGUCAGAAUGGUCCGAUAAGGACGAAUUUUUAGAUAUAAUUUAUUGGAUUCGACAAGUCCUGGGCGUUCUUUUGGGUCUCGUCUGGGGACUUAUUCCACUCACUGGAAUUUUAGGAUUGGGCUUAUUCUUUGUUACGAAUGCAGGAUUGGUGUAUCUUUACUUUUCAAGCUACCACAGAGUGGACGAAGAAGAGUUUGGUGGAGCGUGGGAGUUAACUAAAGAAGGAUUUAUGACUUCGUUUGCUGGAUUUCUGGUAACCUGGAUAAUAGUCUACUCAGGGAUGCACUUUACGGAACAAGAUCUUCAACCUUUCUCCUAAAAAUAGCCGUCCCCAAUAAUAAUUAAUUUUAUAGUUUAUACAUACUUCCAUGUUAUGUAUUAUAGAUUUUUUAUUCCUUUCUAUUUAAAACGAUAAACAAUGUUAUCAUAUUUUCGAGAUAAUUGACAUCCCACCAACCUCAACCCAGUCAGAUAAUGUGCAGUAAAUAAUGGCGUUAGCUCUACUUCUACUUUAGUCUUCUUGACCAAAAAAGUCAACAAUUCAGUGAUUCCAUUUAAUAAAAUUAUACGUACAUCAUAGAAUCUUGUAGAAUCUUGUGAGUGUUGAAUCGAAUAUAUUUUCGCUCAUUCACAAAAUGUUAUACAAUACAAUAUAUAAAAUAUGCAUUUACAUAUACUUAAAUAUUUGUAUCUUUACACCCAUAGAAUGUAUAGAUCAGAUCUCUGAAAAAUGAAAUGUAGUCACUGUAUAUUUCAUUCAUUACUGCAUACAAAUAAAAACACCUAUGACCAAGAUUCACC